AUGCUCUCUCGGUUGUCUCCUACCACCAUAGGAGUGCAGCAGCGAUCAGCAGUAUUCCUCCUCCUGAGCCGGUCAUUCAGUCGAGGGCCCGCUCAGGGUGUGGUGGUCAUCCCAAAGGACAGGGACUUCCCGGACCCGCAGGAUGAGGCCGACUUGUUCGAGGCUGGCUUCGUGCCGGCUAGGUUUGCCCGACCGGUGCUGCCUGAACUUAGACGGAUUCAUAAUCUUGAGCCUGAUAUGAUUCCUGAGGUCUAUGAGAAGCUGGCGGACAUGGCAAAGGAAGAUCCGUCGUCAGUUGAGAUGCACUUUGCUGAUUGGGAAGCUCUGAUGCGGUAUACCAUCAAGAACCAACACUGCCUCAUGCCAGAGCAAGUCGCCUCCAUCAUUGCGAGCCUUGCGAAAAGCAAGAUGCGGAAUAAGGAGCUAGUGCAGGCGCUUAAUCACAGGAUUCGGCGUACCGUUCAUGGGCUUACAUCAAUAGAGCCGAUGACCGAGAUGGUCUAUGCUUAUCAGGAAAUGGGCUGGAGAGCUGCUACUACUAUAAGGGCUUUUGCUAAGUUCUUAUACGGCACUAAAGCCGGCAUUCCGAUAAGGCAGGGCUUCGGUCCUCAUGACCUGACAGGGUUCACUUGCGCCUUCUCGAGGUUGCAUAUUAAACCGAAAGGAUGCAAAGUUUUUGAAGUUAUGUGGAAGGACUUUGCGACGAGUCAACUGCCGCGGUUGGCGAGACAGAUGGACCCCCGACAGUUAGCAGCGACGCUCAACGCCUUCGUGCAGGUUGACUAUAGGGCCGAUAAUGCGUUUGAUAUUACAGCACGGAAAGCAGCAGCUAAGCUGGGGAUAUAUAAUGAAGCGGGGAGUGGGCAGGACCCGCAUAAUGGUGAGAUGAAUACAAGUGCCGCUGAUCCCGUUUCUGUGGCUUUCACAGUGUUGUUCGGAUAUUGGCGACCGAGGGAUGUGGCUCUUCUCAUCAACUCCUAUCACAAGUUCCGGAUACGUCCUUUGCCACUGCUAGCCGCUGUCUCUGACUACACUGUUGCCAAUGCAAAGAACUUCUGUCCCCAUUCGACCUCUCUGGUUGUCAGUGCCUUGUGUCAGCUGGACUAUAACGACAGUCGAGUAUUCGCUGCACUAGCGCCUCAUAUUUGUAGGGAAGUUCGAUACUACGACGCUCAAGAGGUAGCGAUGGUCGCUCAUGCUUAUGCGAAGAUGGGUUACCGGGAAGAGGUCCUUUUUGAGCGGCUCGGGUCGAUGUUCCUCCGUCUGAUAGGAGAGGCCGAGGGGAAGGCGUUGAGUAUGGUUUGCUACGGGUUCGCCAGAGCUGAUAUCAGGCAUCCAGCCCUCGUGAAGGCUCUUAAUGAUGAGAUCAUCUUCAGAGGCACUGUUGGCGUCCGAUACCCUCAUUUAGCGCUGAAGUUAGAGUCCCUCAGGUUGAUCGCCUGGGGGAUGUCUAAAAUGACUAAGGAUCAUGAUCAGAGAAUGUACUUCGUGCUUUAUAACAUGAUCAAGGCUAGAGUCUACGAGGCUGUUGCCAAUCAGCGGCUUAGAGAGCGUAUCGAGUUAUCAAAUGCGCGACGGCAGGCUCGGAAGAAGAGGUUGAAGGAGCCGAAGGAGGCAGACCGGGUACCAGCGGACGCAAUGUUGGCCAAAACUGAUGUUUCUCCUAAUGAUCUGUCAGCAAUACUAGCGGCUUAUGCCCGAUCUAAGAUGAACAUACAUGGUAUCUCUCAAUAUUUCUCUAAUAGAAUCUACCAUAUGGUAGAGCGGACAUCUACCUAUAAUCUUGGUUCGAUAAUGGUUGCAUUGGCCAAAUUCGAACAUAAGGAUAAGAGACUUGUUGACAAGAUCUUGAAAGAGGUUAGAGCCAGAGUAGCACAAUGCAGUUGUAGCACGUUGUCUGUAAUGGCCAUGUCCCUUGGGAUGAUGAAAGUAUACAACAGGUCUUUUAUGAGGGCAGCUACUAAGCAGGCGACGUUGCAGUUGGCUAAUUUCAAUGAAACAGAUCUAACUAACUGGUUUCUGUGCAUCGGUUCACUGAAUUAUCGAGAUGAGAUUUUUGCACGGCGCCUGGCGCAGACGGCGGCUCAUCGUUUGCAUGCCAACCUUUCUGUGAGUGGCGUCACGAUGUGCAUUGUGAAUUACCAAAAGUUGAGGAUCCACGACCCAACCUGGUUUGAUGCGGCCUACAGGAUGGUCUUCGAGAAGCAGCACCAGAUAGUCGAACCAAAGCUGGCUCCCGCCCUCCUCUAUGGCAUUGCUGUGACCGACAUAGGCAAGAGCAACCCCUGGCAAGAGGCCGCUGUGCACGCCCUUCUGGGAGUAGCCAAUCGACUCAGGAAGGAGAUGAUCUUCUCGUCGGUCAUCCAACUUCAAAUAUUCGAUCUAUGGGCUCGGUUAUUGGCCCCUAAGUCUAUUAUGGAGAAAAUGGAGAGGGAACAUCAAGAUCUCCUCGCCCGAGCUCGUGCCUAUAACACUGCCACGGAGGAUGUGAUGGGUCAAACUUCCCAGUUGCAUAGGCAGGUGUCGAAGUUCUUCACGAUGGUUGGCUUGCGACAUCGAAACGAAGUCGUCGUAGGGCCUUAUUCUAUUGAUGUGAGCGGCUUAGGUCGAGGACUUGAGCAAGCAGUUAUCUCUGUUAAGAUUCUGGUAGGGGAGUCCUUCGCGUUUGAAGUCGAUGGACCACAUCACUUCUACCGUGACACUAGCAUGAGGACUGCAUCAAGCCUGUUGAAACAUCGCAUCCUUGAAGCACUGGGAUUCACUGUUAUCCGGGUGCCCUAUCAAGAAUGGUCUCAAUGUGGCACACGGGAGAAAAGACUGCGCUAUGUGGGGUCUUUCUGGAAGCAGCUGAUCGACGCCAAGGUGGUCUCUGAGGACAUGAGCAAGGAUGUCGCACUUGGUGAUGUUCUCGAAGUUGCGAUUGCCGACAGUCAGAGCAUUGAGUCAGCCCAUGAUGUGAUCCAGCGACUCGCACGACAGUUGAGUGAGAACGACACUCGUCGACCCUUCGCCGAGGCAGCCCUUCCAGCCGACGUCGACUUGCGCCUUGGUGAUCCUAUGGAGAUUGUCAGGAGCAACGGAGCUGUGCUGUCGUCAGGCGACGAUUUACUGCCUCCUGUCGAACCUGCGGACAACGAGCCGCUUUUCUAUAAGGUCUCAGAGGACUCCGAUUUCGAAGAGCGUAUGAGAAUCCGAAAUGAAGCGGAGAAGGCGCGGCUCAGGGUCAUGAAGGACUUCGGUGACGCUGAAGAUUUGAUGGAGGCUCAGCGGGCUAAGGGAAUCAGGGGCAGUCGGGAAAUCAACUAUACUGCGGCUGAGGUUCGGGAGGAUGCUCAGAAGGAGUUGUUCGACAGGCACAAGAGGGGCAGUCCCAGAAGACUUCGCGACCAUGAAGGUUUUGCGUACACACUGGAGGACGACGACGAGGAAACUGACACUGAAAACCCAGAGGAUGAGUCGACCGACAUUCAGUGA
Messenger RNA from Perkinsus marinus ATCC 50983, 3474 nucleotides. RefSeq lists its product as hypothetical. The transcript is spliced from 28 exons. Gene Ontology annotation, cellular component: ribonucleoprotein granule; mitochondrial matrix. Gene Ontology annotation, molecular function: RNA binding. Gene Ontology annotation, biological process: regulation of mitochondrial mRNA stability; mitochondrial RNA processing. Bases 1 to 3474 code for a protein of 1157 amino acids. NCBI's taxonomy places the organism in Eukaryota, Perkinsozoa, Perkinsida, Perkinsidae. The record is from RefSeq and is a predicted model, not a curated record.